Molecule: messenger RNA, 3029 nt
Organism: Stereum hirsutum FP-91666 SS1
Lineage: Eukaryota; Fungi; Basidiomycota; Agaricomycetes; Russulales; Stereaceae
Exons: 5
Coding region: 223-2193 (656 amino acids)
Biological process (GO): G protein-coupled receptor signaling pathway
Cellular component (GO): cytoplasm
Molecular function (GO): guanyl-nucleotide exchange factor activity; G-protein alpha-subunit binding
Source: RefSeq, a predicted model, not a curated record
CGUCCACGCUCAUUCCACAUUCUGGCUUUUCUUUGAGACUUUAAAGUGUCGCCGUUCCACCGACUGUCCCUUUGGGCCCGCCCAAGGCCCCGGCGAAGCGCCGACGCGCCGUCGAGUUCAGAAGCCGUCCGGUUCUCGACCUCCGCCGUCUCGCUGCCCAGGAACGGCGCUCUGCCCUUUCCUCAACGCACCCGUAGCUGCUCCAUAACGAGCCCUUCCGCCAUGCCUUCCCUCGUCGCGUCCUACGACGAGCUCGCUCCGUCGGCCACCGCUCUCCAGGUCGCCGCCGUCCUCUGCUCCAUCGCCCAAGCCUCGCCAUUCUCUAUCGACACCGACGACCGCACGAGACUAAUCUCCCUCAUACUCGACGACCUUAAUUCCCCAAGAAUAUCCACCGGCGAGAGCAGGCUCUCCCUACGAGAUGCCUCGCUAGCCCUCUCCGCCCUCAAAUCCCUGGGCAAACACCCCGCCGGCGCCGCCGCCCUCGCGACCCCCGAAAACCUGUCCGCCCUGCUCGCCCUCACCCGAACGCUCCAAGGCGACUUUGAAGCGUGCUGCGAAGCACUCCGCUGUAUCGCCAAUACCCUCCUGCUCAUCGAAGGCGCUAGGACGACAUGGAUCGGGCCCCAAGUCCGCGGUGGUGAACCCAGCGUUCAACUCCUCGAGAAAUCCUCCUCCCCAGACUUCCUCUUCCUCGCCUCCCGCAUCCUCUUCCUCUGCACCGCCUCCUCCGCCCACGCCGCCUCUUUCAUCAUCUCCCUCAUCGAGGACAAACCGUCCCCGUCCUCCGGCCGGUCCGCCUCCAUCGUCGACAUUAUCUCCUCCCGUCUCGACCUCCUCACCACCGCCAUCCUCGGCGGCGUCAAGAUGUCCAAAGAGGCGAUGACCGACCUCCUCAAGUUCACCUUCAACCUCCUCGCGCAUUAUCCGAAACUGGUCGACUGUGAUAAGGUCACGGAUCUGGGGGCCGGCGAGGGAAAGGUCAUGGGAGAGUAUUGGAGUGAUAGGUUGGACGGGAUUCUACCACCGCUAAUACGCGCGUUCAACACCCUCCCACCGACCUUCCCCUCCCCGCUCGCACCCCCCCUCACGCACAUCAUCCACUCCCUCAUCACAACCCCCAUAACGCCCCACCUGCACAACCUCUGGUUCCCCCCAGAUCUCCCCACUUCUCCUGCUUCUUCUACCUCUUCUGGUAACAGCCACAGCCACAGCCGCAAAUCCACCUCCACCCCCGCCUCGACUCACCAAUCCCCCACCAUCCCCUCCGACUCCCUCCCCCGGGAUUCCAACUCCAACUCCAACUCCACCUUCAACCCCAACCCCAGCACCAACCCGACCUCCCCGAAACUCGAGCCCGCAAAACCCGGCGCGCUCGACCGUGCUCUAAACCUCCUCAACAACGCCGGCCGCCGCAUGUCUUCCCGUCCCACCUCCCCCAUGCCCGGCCAUGGAACCGCACACUUCGACACCCUCCAACGCGCCUACGAUCUCUUCGAACUCUCACUCGCACAUCAUCUCCCAGGCACGAUAGACCCGGACUCUCCCUCCGUCAUCGCCUCCUUCAAAUCCCUCGCCUCCACGAACCCUACCGCGCCCGACUCGCUCGACGACGCCCUAACACCCCUCACCAUGUUGCUCGUCAAAUGUGCUUUGGCGGAUAUGGGUGCUAGGAGGAGAUUGGCGGGCUGGUUGUUGCCGAGGGGGGUGGAGGAGAGGAGGGGCGAGGCGUUGGAGAGUCGGGGGGAUACGCUGGGACGGUGUUUGAGGUUGAUGGGGAGUGUGAGGUGGCAGAGGAUGAAGGAUGCGGUUGGGGAGAUGUUGUUUGUUGUUUGUGAUUCGGAUCCAUCGCAACUCUCGGCUCAAGUAGGUUACGGCAACGUCGCCGGCUUCCUCUUCAACAAAGGCGUCCUCUCCGCCCCCGCUCCUCUUCCCGGUAGCGGCUCCACCUCCUCGUCCACCCCUGGCGGCGGCGCAUCCAUAACCGAGCUCGCCGACGACGAGCACAUUAACCCGAUCACGGGCAGGGUCGAGAGGGAGGCUGAUAGGCGGAAUACGGCGAUGGAGGAGAUGACGGAGGAGGAGAAAGAGGCCGAGGCGGAGAAGUUGUUUUAUUUGUUUGAUAGGCUGGAGAAGAGCGGGGCGUUGAGUCCGAGCCAGAAUCCGGUGAGGAGGGCGAUGCAGAAUAUGUGAGCUUGGGAGCUGGAGGGCGGUAAGUUAUUUCAGGGGUGGAGAGAACUGAGGUUAAUUUAUGCCGGUGCAUGUUGGAGUGUGUGUGUGUGUAUGUCCAUGUCCACUUGUAACGGAGAUUGCAUGUUGCAUGUGCUUUACCACUUUCCCACCCAAUUCGCCCUAUGUUGUUUGAUUUCUUGGUUGAUUACUUAUAAUUAUGCUGACGACGACGAGAGACGACGAUGACGAGACCCUAUACCGAUUAUCUAUGCUCCGUGGGAGGGCACGCACGCCGGACACGUUGGCCCUCCUUCUCUCUUCCUCCUCUCUUUCUCUUUCUCGCCUCCGUCUCAUUGAUCUUGACUCUUUCUCUCCCAUCCAAUCCAAUCCAAACUCAUUCUCAUUCUCAUCUCAUCAUUUCCAUUCUCAUCAUCUACUUACAUACGAGACCUCGUGACUCUAUACGUUCAUUUUAAUGCCUGCCUUUCUUAACUUCUUCGUUCUGGCUCGGUGUUUGUUUGAUACUUCAGUAUUCAAUAUUCAAUGCACAUAGUAUUCUGUAAUGUAAUCCAUUUCUUUCGAAUUCAAUGCACUGAUCAUUGCCAGAUUGCCGUCUCCCUCGAGUUCUGUCAACGAUUGCUAUACUGGUAGUAGCUCUCAACCACGACAUCGUCCACCAACCUUUCGAAAGCAGACACCAUGCCAUCCGUGAUCCUGCACUUCCUCAGGUGUAUCCUCUUCAAACGGAAACCGGAUCGCGUCUGAAUCUUCCUUUGUUCCAAGACAUACUGGAGGUCCUCCCAGAACCACUGGCCCUCAUCUCAUCUCAUCAUCUACUUACGAGGCUCGUGACUCUU